UCAGGUACCGGAUCAUCUGGAUCAACAGUGGGCAUCGAGUCAACUGGCCUAAUAGGAUCGUCAGGCUGGAUCAGUUCAUCAUGCUGAGUAGAGGCUUCAGGCUGAGUAGAGGCUUCAGGCCGAAGGAUUCAGGCUGAACCACGGAAGGCAGGUUCACCGGUUUGGAUACUGGCAGGAUGGUAUUGGUUGGAAAGAAUUUUCGCUUUUUUCUGGUUUUAACUACUGGAGCACUGCAAGUAAACGCAGGUCUGCAAAUGAAUGGAGCAGCUGGAGACAGAGAAGAGCUGGAGGAUGGAACAGGGGAGGGAGCAGUUGCUACAGAGGGCUUUUUUACAGGGUUAAAGGCAGGAUAGGUGCAGCGAGUGGGAACAUA
Messenger RNA from Staurois parvus, 373 nucleotides. NCBI's taxonomy places the organism in Eukaryota, Metazoa, Chordata, Amphibia, Anura, Ranidae. The record is from the annotation of a GenBank genome assembly.